AGGUGGCUGGUGCUGGUCCCACCUCUCUUCCUGCCCUACAGCUCAGAGUGAGACAGCAGAAAGUAGCGGAGAGGAGAGAAACGAAGACUUCAGAGCUGACCAAGAAAGGAAGUGAGAACCAAUCAAAACAUUAUGCGUGAAUGCAUCUCUGUUCAUGUUGGUCAAGCUGGAGUUCAGAUCGGCAACGCAUGCUGGGAGCUUUUCUGCCUGGAGCAUGGCAUUCAGCCCGAUGGCACUUUCCAGAAUCAGCCCAACAAGUUUAACGAUGAUGACUCUUUCACCACGUUCUUCAGUGAAACACGCACGGGGAAACAUGUGCCGCGAGCUGUUAUGGUGGAUCUAGAACCCACAGUAGUAGAUGAAGUGCGGGCUGGAACGUACCGCCAGCUUUUCCACCCUGAACAGCUGAUUACUGGCAAGGAAGAUGCAGCUAAUAAUUAUGCCCGAGGCCACUACACCAUUGGCAAAGAAAGCAUUGAUAUUGUAUUGGAUCGUAUUCGCAAACUGACUGACGCCUGCUCUGGACUACAAGGAUUCCUGAUUUUCCACAGCUUUGGAGGAGGCACAGGUUCAGGCUUUACCUCCUUGCUGAUGGAGCGCCUCUCUGUGGACUAUGGCAAGAAGUCCAAACUGGAAUUUGCCAUCUAUCCGGCCCCACAGGUUUCCACGGCUGUGGUGGAGCCCUACAAUUCCAUCCUGACCACCCACACGACCUUGGAGCAUUCCGACUGUGCCUUCAUGGUGGACAACGAGGCCAUCUACGACAUCUGUCGGCGCAAUUUGGACAUUGAGCGCCCCACUUACACCAACCUGAACCGCCUCAUCAGCCAGAUCGUUUCCUCCAUCACCGCUUCCCUGCGCUUUGAUGGUGCCCUCAACGUAGACCUGACGGAGUUCCAGACGAACCUGGUGCCCUACCCUCGCAUCCACUUCCCGCUGGUGACCUAUGCGCCCAUCAUCUCCUCCGAGAGGGCCUACCACGAGCAGCUCUCUGUGGCCGAGAUCACCAGCUCUUGCUUUGAGCCCAACAACCAGAUGGUGAAAUGUGACCCUCGCCAUGGGAAGUACAUGGCCUGCUGCAUGCUCUACCGUGGCGAUGUGGUGCCCAAAGAUGUGAAUGUAGCCAUUGCUGGUAUCAAGACCAAGAGAGCAAUCCAGUUUGUGGACUGGUGCCCAACUGGCUUCAAGGUUGGCAUCAACUACCAGCCCCCCACAGUAGUCCCGGGAGGGGACCUUGCUCAAGUGCAACGUGCCGUUUGUAUGCUCAGCAACACCACAGCCAUUGCAGAGGCCUGGGCAAGGCUGGACCACAAAUUUGACCUGAUGUUUGCCAAGCGAGCUUUUGUGCACUGGUAUGUUGGUGAAGGCAUGGAGGAAGGAGAAUUUGCUGAGGCCCGGGAAGAUUUAGCUGCACUGGAAAAAGACUAUGAAGAAGUAGGAACCGACUCCUUUGAGGAUGAAAAUGAUGGGGAAGAAUUUUAAAACUGCAGGUUGUCCUGGCCGAGGAUGAAGAGGUUCCUUGGCAGCUGUUCAUUGCACUCAGAUGUAGUGCACCAGACCUUUUGCUGUACAGCUUCUGUUCAUUGGUUGGAAACAGAAGAGGAAAGAAGAGAAGAUGUACAGCAGAAUGGUCUGGUACAUUGCAUCCUAUAUCCAUCCUGCAGCAUAUGUGAAAAUUAGAACAUCAACUUGAGAAGCUAUACCCUGUGAUUUCUUUUCCUAUGCCAUUUAUUAUAAGAAAGUCCAUUCUGCUACAUCCCUAGCUGUUGUAGCUCAGGGACAGCUUUGCAUGCAGAAGGUCACGCAGGUUUAAAUCCUGCUGCCUCUGGGCAGAACUAGGAACGAUUCCUGCUUGAAACCCUUGAGAAGCAUUAUUACAAAACACAGUUGACCAUGCUGCCUAGAUGGACCAACAAUCUGAUCUAGUGCAAGGCAGUUUCCUAUGUACUCUCAGCAGGCCAAGCAAAAUUAAGAUGGAUGUUAACAUCACUGUGUUCUAAAGUGGGCUGCUUAUAUUUAUAUUAGAGAUUGGGGAUUCGUCUUCAUAGACAAAGCCGAAUCGCAGGUGGCCAGCCCAAUUUGUACCCACCAGUCCACUUACCAUGCAGUGCGCAGCAC
Molecule: messenger RNA, 2118 nt
Organism: Pogona vitticeps (central bearded dragon)
Lineage: Eukaryota; Metazoa; Chordata; Lepidosauria; Squamata; Agamidae
Source: RefSeq, a predicted model, not a curated record